Oppia nitens is the source of this 992-nucleotide messenger RNA. Its product is annotated as keratin, type I cytoskeletal 9-like. NCBI's taxonomy places the organism in Eukaryota, Metazoa, Arthropoda, Arachnida, Sarcoptiformes, Oppiidae. The transcript has 2 exons. The record is from RefSeq and is a predicted model, not a curated record. The coding region runs from base 1 to 957 and encodes 318 amino acids.
AUGGGGCCUCGGUGGCCGAUCACUGGUCUUAGACCGGUCAUUUAUAGUCAUUUACGAGGCUCAUUCUAUGGCAAUGAUUUAGGUGGUCAACCUGGUGGCAGUCAUUUAGGUGGUCAACCUGGUGGCAGUCAUUUAGUAGGUCAACCUGGUGGCAGUCAUUUAGGUGGUCAACCUGGUGGCAGUCAUUUAGGUGGUCAACCCGGUGGCAGUCAUUUAGGUGGUCAACCUGGUGGCAGUCAUUUAGUAGGUCAACCUGGUGGCAGUCAUUUAGGUGGUCAACCUGGUGGCAGUCAUUUAGGUGGUCAACCUGGUGGCAGUCAUUUAGGUGGUCAUCCCGGUGGCAGUCAUUUAGUAGGUCAACCUGGUGGCAGUCAUUUAGGUGGUCAACCUGGUGGCAGUCAUUUAGGUGGUCAACCCGGUGGCAGUCAUUUAGGUGGUCAACCUGGUGGCAGUCAUUUAGUAGGUCAACCUGGUGGCAGUCAUUUAGGUGGUCAACCUGGUGGCAGUCAUUUAGUAGGUCAACCUGGUGGCAGUCAUUUAGGUGGUCAACCUGGUGGCAGUCAUUUAGGUGGUCAGCCUGGUGGCAGUCAUUUAGUAGGUCAACCUGGUGGCAGUCAUUUAGGUGGUCAGCCUGGUGGCAGUCAUUUAGGUGGUCAGCCUGGUGGCAGUCAUUUAGGUGGUCAGCCUGGUGGCAGUCAUUUAGUAGGUCAACCUGGUGGCAGUCAUUUAGGUGGUCAGCCUGGUGGCAGUCAUUUAGGUGGUCAGCCUGGUGGCAGUCACUUAGGUGGUCAACCUGGUGGCAGUCAUUUAGGUGGUCAACCAGUUGGCAAUGGACAAUUAGCUAGUCCGAUUUUUGCGGCAGAUAUGGCCAGUUAUUAUAGAUGGUUAGCCGCCGAACAUGCUAUACGUUCUAAAGCUAAUGCUACUGGUGCUGAAGCUGACAAUCCUAUUAGAUAGUAUAUUAAAACAGAAAUUGCUAUUUAAACAAUAUU